Messenger RNA from Sorex fumeus (smoky shrew), 740 nucleotides. Its product is annotated as ubiquinol-cytochrome-c reductase complex assembly factor 4. NCBI's taxonomy places the organism in Eukaryota, Metazoa, Chordata, Mammalia, Eulipotyphla, Soricidae. The record is from RefSeq and is a predicted model, not a curated record. The coding region runs from base 57 to 404 and encodes 115 amino acids. The transcript is spliced from 2 exons.
GCCCGGUUUCCGUUUCCGCGCGACGGAAGUGACGCACGAGCGGAGCGGGGCCAGGGAUGAGCCGGGUGCUGUGUGCGCCGGCGGCCGGGGCCGCCCGGACGCUAGGGCUCGCGCGUAGCGCCGCCCGCCGCCUGCACCCGCCGUCCGCGCAGGGCGGGGACGACGACCCCGGCCGCCCCAUCCAGUUCUCGGCCAGCCGGGCGUCCCCGGUGCGCUGGACGGUGGAGCACUCGCUGGGGAGGGAGCAGCAGCGGCCCUGGUGGCGGGUGCUGCCCUUCAGCCUGUCCCUCAUGCUGCUCGUCGGCUGGUGCUUCCUGCGGGAGGAGAGCGGCGCCGACCUCUGGCUGAGGCGGGUGCUGGACGGGGAGGAGCCCGAGCCGGCCUCCGGCGGGGAGCGGACGUGACCGCGGCCGGGCCUCUGCGGCGCGGGCACCGGCCUGGCCACGCGUGACCGCCGCGGUGCCGUCCGAGCGGGACGCCUGUGGACACAAUCUUCCGAAGCGACUCUGGGAGCAUCCGAGUGAACCCGGGCCCGCCCUCCUGGGCCACGUCGUUGUUUUUUAUCUUUGAGGCAGACAUAAAGGGCUAAUCUGUUUUAUUUUAUGGCGUGCUAUUUUAUAACGUGUACAUGGGGAUGUUCGUUUACCAACAGACUGAAGAUGUUUAGGGGCUGGAGAUGUGGCUCAGAGGUGGGGCACGUCCAUGUGUGAGGUCCUAGGUUUGAUUCCUGGUACCAAGGG